AGGAGGGCGUAAGGAAGGAAUGGCCAGAGUGCUGGCUGGACGCCAACUGGGACAUUUCUGAUGUGGGGAGCACAGUAGCAAUUCUAUCUCCUUCUGUUGCUGCUGUAGGUUGAGUUUGUUUCCGAAAGCUCCUCCUCCCUUAAUUGACCAGUGGGUUUGGCAGACUUUGGCUGAAAUGUGUUAGUUUGACCCCUUAGGGUCCUUUCUCCGCCGCCGCACUCUCUGCUCCUCCUUUUUUUCUUUUUUCUUUUUUUUUCUUUUUGAGGAAUCGUUCUCCAUCCCUGCUCAGGAUGGAAGUUUUGAAGAUCUGUGUCCUUAGAAGAAGUGCUUGUGCCGCCGCCUGCUUCUGGAGAAGGAAAGUUAUCCCAAAGCCACCGUUUAGAGGCAUUAGUACUACGUCUGCGAGGAGCACUGUCAUGCCCGCUUGGGUGAUAGAUAAAUAUGGAAAGAAUGAAGUCCUUCGGUUCACCCAGAACAUGAUGUUACCUAUCAUACACUAUCCAAACGAAGUCAUUAUCAAAGUCCAUGCUGCCAGUGUAAAUCCUAUAGAUGUUAAUAUGAGAAGUGGCUAUGGAGCCACAGCUCUAAAUAUGAAGCGUGAUCCUCUGCACAUGAAAACCAGAGGAGAAGAGUUUCCGCUGACUCUGGGUCGGGAUGUCUCUGGAGUAGUGAUGGAGUGUGGGCUUGACGUCAAGUAUUUCCAGCCUGGGGAUGAGGUCUGGGCUGCAGUUCCUCCUUGGAAACAAGGCACUCUCUCAGAAUUUGUUGUGGUCAGUGGGAAUGAGGUUUCACACAAGCCCAAGUCGCUCACUCAUACUCAAGCUGCCUCUCUGCCGUAUGUGGCUCUCACAGCCUGGUCUGCCAUAAACAAGGUCGGCGGCCUGAGUGACAGGAACUGCAUGGGGAAGCGUGCGUUAAUCUUGGGUGCGUCAGGUGGAGUUGGUACUUUUGCGAUACAGAUCAUGAAAGCAUGGGGUGCUCAUGUGACGGCCGUUUGCUCAAAGGAUGCCUGUGAGCUCGUGCGGAAGCUUGGAGCAGACGAGGUCAUAGACUACACGCUGGGAAGUGUGGAAGAGCAGCUGAAGUCUCUAACACUGUUCGACUUUAUCCUGGAUAAUGUUGGUGGAUCUACUGAAACAUGGGCUCUAAAUUUUCUCAAGAAGUGGUCAGGAGCCACCUAUGUGACUCUAGUGACUCCUUUCCUCCUGAACAUGGACCGACUGGGUGUUGCUGACGGCAUGUUGCAGACAGGAGUCACCGUGGGUACAAAGGCACUGAAGCAUCUCUGGCAAGGAGUCCAUUACAGAUGGGCGUUCUUCAUGGCCAGCGGUCCAUAUCUAGAUGAAAUUGCAGAACUGGUAGAUGCAGGAAAGAUCCGGCCAGUCAUUGAACAGACCUUCCCUUUUUCUGAAGUCCCAGAAGCCUUCCUGAAGGUGGAGAGAGGCCACGCCCGAGGAAAGACUGUGGUUAAUGUAGUUUAAAUACCCAUUUUCUCGAGCCUCAGGGUUGCUGCUCUCCUCGAUGAGUGCCUGUGAUCCAGGCAUCUAGCCCUCGCCAGAUACUCCCCCAAGUCAGAUCUCAAGUUUCACGAUCUGUGUAAAAGCCUAAAUCUGGACUGGUAAGAGAGCUCCUAGGUAAAGUUGCUUGACAUGCAAGCGUGCUGCCCGAGUUUAGUUCUUGAGCCCACGCAAAGGAGAACUGACUCCACUCAAUCGGUCUCUCCCGCCCCCGCCCCGUGCACACGCCUCCACAGUGAUAAAGAAAAUGCAUAAUGCAUGUGUGGGCACACGUGCCAGGCCAGGCGCACUGUGGACGUCACGGGGAUCCUUGGUACCAGCGCUUCUACCGUGUAGGUUCUGCGAUAGAACCCAGGGCAGUAGGUUUGGUGGCGGGUGCCUUUAUCCACUGAGUCAUCUCACUGGUCCAAUAAAAAACAUUUUUAAAAAUAUGUGUUUUAAAAAAAUACUUUUAAAAUUAAUUAUUUAAGUUGGCAUACUGAUUAGUGUUUCUUCCUGGCAGGCCAUUUGUACACUCAUGCAGUGGAGCCUUUUUGCUGAUCAUUUGCCAAUGUUUGACACAACACUGUCAGCCCCUGCGCGUGCCUGUUGUCAGUGGGAAGUACAUGGUGGUCGGUUUUAAUUUAUUUUUAUUCUCUGUCAUGUGUAUGGUAUUUGCCUAUAUGCAUGUGCACCACAUGCCACGUUUUGUAUCUGGGGUGCCCAGAGGUGGGUGGGUGUCAGGUCCUCUGGAACUAGAAUUAACAGGUAGUUGUGAGCUGCCAUGUAGGUGCUAGUAAUUGAACCUGGGUCCUCGGGAAGAGCGGCCAGUGGACCUCACUGUGGCGCUGUCUCCAGCCUCUGCACAGUGGUUUUGUUUUCAUAAGCCAUGGUUUGACCCAGUUUUGUAGAUUUUUGUGUUUGUGGCCUUUUUGUAGCUCAAACCCCACCAUCUUACUGUAAUGUUUCUGAGAUUUUGAAACAGGUAAGAACAUAUCCCAAGGACCUACGUAUGCAGUAUACACGUGUGAUGAUAUUGGGAGGCGGCAGACUUGAGCACCUACUGGGGGCAUGGGGAUGUGCUGCUGGGGGAGACACCAGGGCCUGUGUCCUGAUCCCCUGUCCGCAAGCCCGGGGAGCAUUUUGUUGAUUGAUUAUUGAUGUGGAUGAGUCCAGCCCACGGUGGGAGGUGCGUGACUACCCAGGGUAGUCACGGGGUGUGUGAGAAACCAAACUAAGCUAAGGGGAGGCAGGCCAGUCAGCAGCGCUCCUCUGUGGCCUCUGCUUCAGCUCCUGCCGUCAGGGUCCUUCAUUCCUUGCCUUCUGCCCUCCAUGAUGGACUGUAAUCUGUAAGGUAUAAUAAACCUUUUCCUCCUCAA
Molecule: messenger RNA, 2875 nt
Organism: Apodemus sylvaticus (European woodmouse)
Lineage: Eukaryota; Metazoa; Chordata; Mammalia; Rodentia; Muridae
Gene: Rtn4ip1
Product: reticulon 4 interacting protein 1
Exons: 9
Coding region: 291-1481 (396 amino acids)
Cellular component (GO): mitochondrion
Molecular function (GO): oxidoreductase activity; zinc ion binding
Source: RefSeq, a predicted model, not a curated record